AUAUCUAGAUCUGCGAAUAGGGAGCGUUGUGCCGAUGACUAUAGAUUUUCUUGGGCGAAGUUAUCGACGAAACCGCACUUAAACUUAGCCACUUUAUUUUAAUAUAUCCGUUUGUGUACGUGUGAUCAACUGUGAUCCUUACUUAAUAGUUGACUAGAUUUUUUUCGCUAUUUUACCGACAGAGGGACCUUACACCUUUCCGUUUUUGCGCAAGUAAGCUCUUGAAACUUUGUUUUCAUAUUUCGAAGAGUGCCGUUUGGCGGCGAUAAUUAAAGGCAAAAUACUUUUUUGAGCAACUACUUAUUUACUUAAUCUAUUUCUCCCGCGUUCUCUAAAAUUGGCAGUUAUGGCGGCGACCAGCGUCGUUGCUCUAGAUCGGGGAAACAACACCACUUGCACAAUCAAUCUACAUGGAGCUACUGUGGUAUCGUGGAGAGUCAACAAUCAAGAGCAGCUCUUUGUCAGUAAACAAGCAGUUUUUGACGGUAAAAAAGCUAUUAGAGGUGGUAUCCCGUUUGUAUUCCCUCAAUUUGGUGCCUGGUCGUUUGGACCUCAGCAUGGUUUUGCUAGGAUUAUUCAAUGGCAUCUUGAAAAAGCACCCGAAAAGCUACCAACUGGGGAUGUAGAAGCAGUUUUUUCACUCAUGGACUCUGAGUUUUCUAGGUCCAUGUGGAAUUAUCCAUUUCGCCUUACUUACAGACUGAUUUUGAGGGAAAAAGAACUACAUUUUAACAUUGCUGUUUACAAUCCCAGUAAAGACUUGACCUUCAGCUUUAAUAUGCUUCUGCACACGUACUUUAAAGUUCCUGACGUGAGAAGGUGCCAAAUCACUGGAUUGCAAGGAUGUACUUUUAUUGACAAGACGAGGGACGCUACAAUCUAUCAAGAGGCCAGAGAUGUAGUUACCAUUAAUGAUUGGACAGACAGAAUUUAUCAAAAUACUCCUCAGGAGCACAUCAUAACCAAUGUAGUGUCUGGAAGAAAAAUGCGUAUCCAAAAGUAUAAUUUUCCAGACACUGUUAUUUGGAACCCCUGGCUGGACCACGCAAAGGACAUGCCAGAUUUUGGUGAUGAUGAAUAUCCGAAUAUGGUGUGUGUUGAAGCUGGACAUGUGUCCAGUCCUGUGAUUCUGCUGCCUGGUACAGCUUUUGAAGCAAGUCAGAUAUUGCAGGUUAUGUAAGCGUCGAUAUUUUUCAGUUGCCGUCCAAGUAUGUUUCACAUAACUCACUGAUUAUGCGUUUAAAAAGUUUAAUGUAUCUUGGAGCAAAAGUGUAUUUUUAUUUAUAGGCUGUUCUUUUAAAGGGCCAUUUACAAUUUAGUAAUUCACUUGAAGAUUUUCUGAAAUGAAGAAACUUUGUGGAACAAACUUUGUUAAAGUUUGGAUCUUUAAGUGAUUAAGUGUUUUAUUUGAAAUUAUAAUAUUAUUUAUUUAUCAUUUUUCUUAGGCAUAUUUAAAGAAAAAUACUAUUUGGAGAACUGCAUUUACAUUUUUACAUAAAAAAUGACGACCUAGUUUAUGAUAAUUUAUGUUAAGCUGUUAUUCUAUAAUUUGAGCUAUAUAUUUUUUACACUGUGUUUUGGUCAAAGAUGACAAUGUUUUAGUCAAGUCAUUAAUAAUGACUUGAUAUAAUCUUUGAGCAGUUUUGGUCAUUAUUAAAGCUCUUGCAUUUUAGUUCCUAAUUGGUGAGAAAAGUAGGAUUUUCAUAUUUAUUUAUAUUUUAGCUAUUUAGUAUAUUUUUACUAAGUUAUAACCUCUUGAAUACAUCAGUCCGUCUUAUUCAUAUAUCAAUAAUUUAAACGUCUGAUUUGUUAUUCAGAACAUGUCAUUGAAAUUGCUUGGUUAUUGGCUUUUCAAUUUUAUUUUCUUAAAAAUAUCUAGCAAGCAACAUCUUACACUUUCAUGUUUGGUUGUAUAUUACAUUACAAGACGAAAAGCUCCUAUUAUACGAUAGAUAAUAUAAGGGUCGUGCAUUAACACGCUCAAGGAAAAAUAUUAAUCUGUCGGCCAGUGACAAAUAAUGAAUAAAAAAAAAAGAUAUUUAGUCAGUGCAAUUAGGUAAAUCGGUAAAACAAAUAGUCCAUUUCAGUUUUGAUUCAGGAAAUUUGUUAAUUUGUGCAUACUAAAUGUAUCGGCUGGGAAAAAAUAUAAGGUAACACUUUUCAGACUUCACACUUCACUUCACAAACGCUCUGUGGUAAAUUUAGAAGACCAACCUUAAUUUUCAAAGAAAUAAACUUCCGAUGUUUAGGUCUUAUUUGAUACUCGCGUCUCGUAUUAUGGUUCCAGACUUGAUAUUUUUAAUGAAUGUAGUAGAUUAUCUAAAUUCUUUAAAAUAUGCUCUGCAAAAAAAGUUUAUCCGGAUCUAACUUGGAUUAAAGAUAAUAAUUCUACUAAUGCCCUCUAGUGACAUGAUCGACGCCAAAUAUUUUUUCCUGUCGGUUUAUUAAAAACAUUUAGAAAAAGUUUUUUAUUUGUUGCAAAUAAAUAUAACGAUAAAUUUUUAAUCAUAUACUUUAAUAUGAAAUAAUAUUUUGUCUGAAUGCUGGUAUAUACAUUUUAUUUACAUCUAUUACACAUGUGGGCAAAUAUUUAUAAAAUCUCCGAUCCAUUUAAAGGAAAAAACGUGCAUAUAUAAAUUUCUUGUUAGAAGUCUGAAAUGAAAAAAACAUUUUAAAUUAUUUAUUUAAUACAUAGAUUCUGACGUUUUAGUAAUACAAUAAAUAUUUUAAAAUAACUUUUAUUAGAUAAUUUUCAAAUAUUACAUAACCUGUUUAUAUGCAAAUAUAUAGCUACGAAAAAAUUACAGCUUCUGAACGGAUAUCCUAGCUAUUUUUAUUUUAUUUUUUUUAUAUUUUUCAAUUACAUUAUUGUUUUUCAUUAAUAGCGACUAAUUAAUUAUUUUUGUACAACGCCUCAAUUAAACUAACUUAACGAAAAUAAGCAUUAUAUCCCAAAUAUAAAACGUAAAAAUAAAAUUUGUAUUUAGUAUUCGUGAUGUAAUCAUGUUGCGAAAACUUCCGAAAACAUUCCAAUUACUGUAGGAAAUGGAUAGUACUUUAAGCAAUAUUAUAAUCGAAAUUAAAAGCAAUAUAAAUAGAUUAGAUGUGUGUAAGUAAAUCUUGUUUUACUUUUUUCGGUACAAAAGGUACCAUUGCUCAAUAUUCUGAAAGUUUCGCCUUAAUCUUGUAUACGACUGGUAGGCAAUAAAUUUUUGUGCAAUAGUACGUUUUUAAGAUUAGGUUGUUAGAUUGUUUGCUUUCAUUUCAAUUCAAAUAGAAUUAUAACUAGAAUGUAAUAAUAAUAAUAAUAAAAAGAA
This is a messenger RNA of Anthonomus grandis grandis, 3317 nucleotides long. RefSeq lists its product as uncharacterized. The record is from RefSeq and is a predicted model, not a curated record. The coding region runs from base 347 to 1180 and encodes 277 amino acids. The transcript is spliced from 5 exons. Gene Ontology annotation, molecular function: carbohydrate binding; isomerase activity. NCBI's taxonomy places the organism in Eukaryota, Metazoa, Arthropoda, Insecta, Coleoptera, Curculionidae. Gene Ontology annotation, biological process: carbohydrate metabolic process.